Messenger RNA from Miscanthus lutarioriparius, 510 nucleotides. The record is from the annotation of a GenBank genome assembly. NCBI's taxonomy places the organism in Eukaryota, Viridiplantae, Streptophyta, Magnoliopsida, Poales, Poaceae.
AUGGGUUCCUCAGCGCCACUGGCCAUUGCGGAUAUAUGCGACGCUAAUUCUCACUUACUCACAAACGGUGAGCUUCGUCCCCUCCCACCCAUCUUCCAGAUCUACGGGAGGAAGAAGGCUUUCUCCGGCCCCGUGGUGACGGUCAAGUGCUUCGAGGACAACGUCCUGGUCCGCGAGCUCGUUGCGCAGAAGGGCCACGGCAGGGUCAUGGUGAUCGACGGCUGCGGGAGCCUGCGGAGCGCCAUCAUCGGCGGCGUCCUCGCCAAGAGGGCGGAGAACAACGAGUGGGCCGGCAUCGUGGUCUACGGCUGCAUCAGGGACGUCGACGACGUCAACCUCUGCGACAUUGGCGUCCGAGCUCUCGGCUCGUACCCUGUGAAGCCAGGCAAGAAGGGCAAUGGUGAGAAGCACGUCCCCGUGACCAUUGCGGGAAUCAGAGUCUGCGAAGGCGACUGGCUCUAUGCCGACAGCGACGGUAUUCUCGUCUCAACUUCGGAAAUGACCGCGUAG